AUCAUUUGUUGAAUACAAAGCUCUCCUCUCACUACCAAAAACAAAUUUUUGUAUCAAAGAGUGCUUAAAAUUCUCAACCGAAAGUGAAACCCUAACUCAAAAACCCUUUCGGAUUUCACUUCAAUCGAAUUGAUUUUCCUCUCGAAAACCCUAGUUCCUCGUUCAUCAUUCUCGACGAUGGACAUCGAACAACGGCAAUCGGAUCUCAUCGAUCACUUCGUCAAGCAAGCCUCUGCUGCUUCAAACGCUCCCGCUCUCUCUUCCGUCAUUGUUGAUGCAACUUCUCACCCGUUGCUCUUUGCCUUCUCGGAGAUUCUCGCUCUCCCCAAUGUUCUUCAGCUUGAAGCAACUGAUAAUAAGUCAUACCUUGAUAUGCUUAGGCUGUUUGCACAUGGAAUAUGGAGUGACUACAAGAGUAAUGCUGACCGUCUUCCACAAUUGGCACCCGAUCAGAUCCUAAAGCUUAAGCAGCUUACAGUUCUUACACUCGCUGAGACAUACAAGGUAUUACCCUAUGACCAAUUGAUGCAGGAGCUAGAUGUGACAAAUGUUCGCGAGCUUGAAGAUUUUCUAAUUAAUGAAUGCAUGUAUGCGGGAAUAGUCCGAGGAAAGCUGGAUCAGUUGCGGCGAUGCUUUGAGGUCCAAUUUGCCGCAGGUAGGGACUUGAGGCCUGGUCAACUGGGGAAUAUGAUCCAAACUCUCUCCAACUGGUUAUCUACAUCAGAAAAUAUGCUUGUUUCAAUUCAAGAUAAGAUUAAAUGGGCUGAUUCAAUGAGUGAAAAUGACAAGAAGCACCGGAAGGAUGUGGAAGAGAAGGUUGAAGAAGUAAAGAAGUCCCUUUUCAAGAAGUUACACACUGUGAGCAGGCCGACAUCGACUUCCGAGGGCAUGAGGAGGAGAUCUGCUCUGAAUCUGGUGGAGUGAUGGAUUUUGAAGAAGAACGAAGCCGACCAAAGAGGAGGCGGCAUCCGAUAUCUUGAGGUUGUAGUAGAUAAAGGAGCUUCAAUGAAUUGGGUGUUUUAGUUGGUUGCCGGACUUUUAUCCAUGGCAUGCGUCAAUUGAGAAUAUCAGCUUUUGGAGACAAAUCUGUCACAUCACAAAGCCAACAAAAAGAAACACCAUUAAUUUCUUUGAGGUUGUAUUUUGGAAAUUGAUAGUACUUCUGGUACCAUUUGUUCAUACUAUAUUACUGCGUUGGUUGGUUAGAACAAGCUGAGGUGGUGGUGCGGCUUUUUUUAAUUUUGUUUUAGGUUGCUAGAUGCUCCAGUUUUAUUUUGUAUUAUGCUUCGUUUAUACUUCCUCAAUUGAAUUGCUAUACUUUCUAGUAAAUAUAUAUAUUCUCAAAGUCAGAAUCCCUA
Vicia villosa (hairy vetch) is the source of this 1358-nucleotide messenger RNA. Its product is annotated as COP9 signalosome complex subunit 7-like. Gene Ontology annotation, cellular component: COP9 signalosome. NCBI's taxonomy places the organism in Eukaryota, Viridiplantae, Streptophyta, Magnoliopsida, Fabales, Fabaceae. Gene Ontology annotation, biological process: COP9 signalosome assembly. The transcript is spliced from 9 exons. The record is from RefSeq and is a predicted model, not a curated record. Bases 178 to 924 code for a protein of 248 amino acids.